AUGUUAUUUUACGGUUAUAAAAAUUUCAAGGAAUCUGUGAGGAGCAAGGAACAUGUAUUAAUUGCUCUGAUGAUCGCUACUCCUACUAUAGAUGUAAUGCUUCAAACGAUUGCUUCGUUGACGAGAAUUGUACUGAACAGAGUUUCUGUUGUCCGACAAGUGAAUUUAGCAGGAGAUUAUCAGCGUUAUCUAAUGAUGAUAUUAGUAUGCAUUAUUUUAGAUCUUAUUGUAGUUUUGAUACUUCAUAAAGCAAAAAAAUCUUUUACAAAAUUUAUUGGUGUUUCAGUUUUUAAAUAUGAUUCCGAAAAGUUAGGAAUGUGUCCGGAUGGAACUCCAUGGCAUCAACAGUGUAGUGAUGAUAAGGAUUGUACGCUUGGCGGUGAAAUUUGUGUAAUGGGAAAAUGUUGCACAGUCUGUUCGCAGCAUCGACGUCGUGUACUGGAUAAUCUGCCAACCAAUAAUGUUAUUGGUGUACAUAUUCCGCAAUGUGAUUCAUCCGGAAAAUAUUAUCGUGCGGUACAAUGCCGUAUCGGAACUGAAGAAUGCUGGUGUGUUUCACGAUUUGGACGAAUUAUUGCUUCAUUAAAACCAAAAACGGCAGAUUUGAAUGCAGCAUGCGAAACAUUUCGAUUAACUGUUAAGCGUAUUUUGGAUGAGAAGCGUGAACGUAUUGAAGUGCGUCGAAAACAGGAAAAUUUAACAAGUUCAAAACAAGAGAGCCAGUCAUUCGUUGUAUUGUAUAAAGGACAAGGUUCGGAGCCAAAACAGGAACUUCAGAAUAUAAGUAAUAAAAUUGAUGAUAAAUGUUUAUGGAUGAAAAGUGGACGAUGUCCGGAUCAACCGAUAUCUCUUACUAGCACAUCGAAAUUUUGUCACUGUGAUAGUGAUUGUUCGGAUUCACAGAAAUGUUGUCCAGUUUUAACUGGUGGAUUAGCUUGUUCCUCGAAUAUUACAGUUAAUACUGCAACGAUGAAAGGAAUAUGCGCUGAAAAUGAACAAUUUGUUGAGUGUAUUGAUGAGUGUCAACCAGCUUGCUUUUCAAGAAAACCGAUUCCAUGUUUCAUUGAACGAUGCAAGAGUGGAUGUCAAUGUAGACCAGGUUUCAUUCGUAAAAUAAAUGAUCAACGUUCACCGUGCAUCCCGGAGAAUGAAUGCCCACAACAAAUUACUGAAAUAGAAAGACGUUGCACCGAUCCCUUACGUGAAUAUCGAACUUGUGGUCCAAUUUGUCCAAUUUCUUGCACAUCUCAAAGAGAAAAAUGCAAAACUGAAGGAUGUGUAGAGGGAUGUUUUUGUAAAGUUCCAUAUAUUCUCGAGAAUGGCGCCGAUCCGAUCCAUUCCAGAUGUAUCCUACCCAUAUACUGUCCUCCGUUAAUUAAAAACCAUUAUCCAGUCAAUGCUACCAUUUAUUUUGCACCACUGACACCUCUGACCCUUAACUCUCGUCUAUCUCGUGAACAUCACGAGGAUUCCGUUACUCAACCGACUGCAAUGCAGUGCAGCGAUCCAUUAAAGAAUUUCCAGAUUUGCGGUUCUGGCUGUCCAGUUGGUUGCAAUAAUCAAAUUGCUGGUUUCUGCGGUACUCAAUGUGUUGCUGGAUGUUUCUGCCGUAAUCCAUAUAUUCUACAAGAUGCUUAUAAUUUAAAUUCACGAUGUAUAUUACCACAUCAAUGUCAAUCAUUAACAAUUCAACAGCACAUUUGUUCUGAUCCUCGUAAAGAAUGGACACAUUGUUUUUCAUACGAAUGCGCACGUAGUUGUUCGAAUCCGGAAGCGAAGUGUACAUCAAGUGAUUGUACUCCUGGUUGCAUCUGCCGUGAACCAUAUCUAUUGUUUGAUUCACAUAAUCCUAAUUCACGUUGCGUACUUCCCAGUGAAUGUAAUUCGCAGUGCUCUGAUCCAUUGAAGGAAUAUCAGGCUUGUGCUUCAUCAUGCCCAAUAGGCUGCAAUAAUCCAAUACCACAAACUUGUUCGCCAUGUGUCUCCGGAUGUUUCUGUAAAUCGGGAUUUGUGUUUGAAGAUGCUAUAAACUGGCGUACCUCUAAAUGCACACCCUUUAAUCAAUGUCCAACAACCAACAUUUCUACUUUGUUAGUAGCAUUUAGUCCGCAGAACCACAAUUCAGCCAACAUGAUGGAAUGUCCUGCUACAACAGUCGAUCUAAAUGGAAAAUUUUGUAAUUUUGAUUCUGAUUGUCCAAUCCAACAGCGUUGCUGUCGUUCUAAUCUAUUUGAUAUGAUUAGCUCGAAACGAUCACGUUGCACCUGCACCGAUCCACAUGCAUACUGGGACUCUUGUGGUAUCUUAUGUCCAGAGUAUUGUGGACAACCUUCAAUACCGGUAUGUUCAUCCACCUGUAAUCCUGGCUGUCAUUGCGCAUCCGGUUACGUGAAAGCACGAAAUCAUGUAAUGGCCCUAUGCGUACUACGAACACAAUGCUUGCAAUCAAAGAAGUAUGAUAAUACCUCAGAAGAUAGGAAGCGUACAACCAAAGCAUACAACAUUUGGAAAGAAAUAGCAACUGCAAAAAUUUUGAGUGAUGGGAAUCAAAUUACUGGUGAUGUGAAAAUCAAAGAGAUUAAUAAAGAAAGAAUCAAGUUAGAAGGUAUUAUUAAAGGAUUGCCGAAUGGUGAACAUGCACUCAUUGUGCAUCAGGCUGGUGAUUUAUCCGAUUCAUGCGCUAAUAUUGGUCCCAUUAUGGCACCUGACAAAAAAUUUAAUGUAUCUUCGAUAUUUGGAAAUAUUAAAGCGGAUGGUAUUAAGAAUACAACAAUUGAUCGAGAAAUUGAUUGGCCGCAAGACAUUUCGCUAAUUGGUCACUCAUUGGUGAUUCAUAAAUUAUCAGUAAUGGAAUGGUCGCUACGUAACAAAGAUAUACUACCACUGGCUUGUGGUACGAUUGGUUUUCCAUCGCCAUGA
This is a messenger RNA of Cercopithifilaria johnstoni, 2919 nucleotides long. The record is from the annotation of a GenBank genome assembly. NCBI's taxonomy places the organism in Eukaryota, Metazoa, Nematoda, Chromadorea, Rhabditida, Onchocercidae.